This is a messenger RNA of Amoebophrya sp. A25, 429 nucleotides long. The record is from the annotation of a GenBank genome assembly. NCBI's taxonomy places the organism in Eukaryota, Dinophyceae, Syndiniales, Amoebophryaceae.
GUUCGACUGAGAGGGAAAAAGAGGCAGACAAAAUCGAAGACAUUAAAAAAAUGAAUGAUUUAGAUGGCAGCCAUAAUCGAAGAAAGAUGCCUGCCUACCAAACAAAGCCAAAUGUCUAGAAGGCUAAAGAGCCGAGAGAACAGGGCUUUGAGUGGUCUUUUAAAACCACUUAGUCCUCUUUCGAAGCAAAAACAGAGUCGAGUCUUCCCUCUCAAGUUUAGUCCCAUACUCCUCUUGAAAACUUGGUCUUCUUUCCUUGCCCGUUCUCGUUGUCUUUAUUCUAUUUGUAUUUUUUUGAAUAUGGUCGUUGGAUGAUUUUUUCAAAGGCCCGAGAUUCAUCGCUCGCUUCGCUUAUCUUGUACUCAAACUCAUAUGGUUCAAGCGAAGAUCGAAUUUGUAGCGCAAAAACAGACGAGCAAUUAUCUAUAG